Molecule: messenger RNA, 963 nt
Organism: Metarhizium brunneum ARSEF 3297
Lineage: Eukaryota; Fungi; Ascomycota; Sordariomycetes; Hypocreales; Clavicipitaceae
Gene: KRR1
Product: KRR1 small subunit processome component
Cellular component (GO): small-subunit processome; nucleolus
Molecular function (GO): RNA binding
Source: RefSeq, a predicted model, not a curated record
AUGCCUUCCACACACCAACAAGAUAAGCCGUGGGAUACGGACGACAUCGAUAAGUGGAAGGUCGACACAUUCACCUCCAAAGACAAUGUUGGCGGCACGUUUGCGGAGGAGUCGUCAUUUGUGACUCUGUUCCCCAAAUACCGCGAAGUGUAUCUGAAAGAAGCGUGGCCCCUCGUCACCAAGUCUCUCGAAAAGCAUGGCAUUGCCUGCACAUUGGAUUUGGUUGAAGGCUCAAUGACGGUCAAGACGACCCGAAAAACGUUUGACCCGGCGGCGAUCCUGAACGCGCGCGAUCUCGUCAAGCUCUUGGCUCGAAGUGUCCCGGCUCCGCAGGCAGUCAAGAUUCUCGAGGACGGCAUGGCCUGCGAUGUCAUCAAGAUUCGAAACCUGGUGGGCAGCAAAGACCGAUUUGUCAAGCGACGACAAAGAAUAUUGGGCCCCAACGGCUCGACCCUCAAGGCACUCGAGCUCCUGACCGAGACGUAUAUUCUCGUUCAUGGAAACACAGUCUGCGCCAUGGGCGGAUACAAGGGUCUCAAAGACCUUCGAAGAAUCAUCGAGGACUGCAUGGCCAACAUCCACCCCAUCUAUCACAUCAAGGAGCUCAUGAUCAAGCGCGAGCUGGCCAAGGAUCCCGAGCUUGUAAACGAGAGCUGGGACCGAUUCCUCCCCAACUUCAAGAAGAAGACGCUCAGCCACCGUCGUGUCCCCCACAAGGUCACGGACAAGACCAAGAAGGCGUACACACCCUUCCCGCCUGCACCCGAGCAGAGCAAGAUCGACAAGCAAAUUGAGAGCGGUGAAUACUUCUUGGCCAAGGGGGCUAAGGAUAGAGCGGCCAGGGAGGAACGCAACGAGAAGCAGAAGCUUCGGAAAGAAGAGAAGACAAAGGAGCGAGAGGCCGAAUUCGUGCCUCCGGAGGAGAAUAGGCCGAAGAAGAAGCGGAAGAAGUCGUCUGAUUAA